Messenger RNA from Alternaria ventricosa, 741 nucleotides. RefSeq names its product putative secondary metabolism biosynthetic enzyme. The transcript has 2 exons. The record is from RefSeq and is a predicted model, not a curated record. Lineage: Eukaryota; Fungi; Ascomycota; Dothideomycetes; Pleosporales; Pleosporaceae. The coding region runs from base 1 to 741 and encodes 246 amino acids.
AUGUCUUUGUGGGACCGAAUCAACAGUCGCCUGACCUUCCAAAGCGGUAUAGGCUUCAUGUACCGCCAACUGUUCAUGCAUCCUCCGCCAAUCGCAGCAGAAGUCACUCUUGAAGGCCAAACAGCCAUUAUCACCGGCUCGAAUACUGGCCUCGGUUUCGAGGCAGGGCGACAGCUCCUCCAGCUAGAUCUCUCUCGGCUCAUUCUAGCCGUUCGAUCCCAGACCAAAGGCGAUGUCGCAGCAGAAGCCCUCCGCAAGGAAUUUCUUCGCGCUGAGAUCGAAGUCUGGAUCUUAGAUAUGGAAGAUCCCGAAUCUGUCGCGGCAUUUGCCAGAAGAUGUCAGACUCUGGGUAGAAUUGACAUAGUCGUUCUGAAUGCCGGCGUGCAGAACAAGGACUACGCUGUCUCGCCCAAGACUGGAAAUGAGCAGACUUUCCAGGUCAACUACCUCUCGACUAUCAUGUUGGCAGUGCUUCUCCUGCCGAUAUUGAGAGCCAAAAGCGGUUCGGCAGGAAGGCCAGCGAGGCUCACGAUAGUGACAUCGACCACGGCGUAUUUUGCGCAUUUUGACAACCAGCGACCAAUCCUGCCGCAGUUCGACGAGAAGUAUGACGUUACUAAGUGUUAUCCUGUUCUGAUGUAUUCAAAGCGUGGCGACGAUCUGGAAAAGAAGAUUCUGAGCGAGACCAGGCAGAUGUUGGAAUCCAUGAACGUUUCGCAUACCCAAAUGCAUGGCUUUUAG